This is a messenger RNA of Neurospora crassa OR74A, 2189 nucleotides long. RefSeq names its product clock controlled protein CCG-14 (gene ccg-14). The record is from RefSeq and is a predicted model, not a curated record. Bases 1354 to 1770 code for a protein of 138 amino acids. The transcript has 6 exons. NCBI's taxonomy places the organism in Eukaryota, Fungi, Ascomycota, Sordariomycetes, Sordariales, Sordariaceae.
GGAAAGCAGUGGAAUUGAAACAGCCGAGUUCAUUCGAGCAUGUUCCAAAGAAAGCCCUGUGAGACCUUCCCGCAUAGGCGUUGAAGAAAUGCAGCAAGACGACGAUGUCGUGCACGGAAAGAUGCAGAGCGGUUGAUGGCAUGGCAGGUGACUGGUGGAAGCCCAGUGGAAGAGAAGCAAGCACUACAAGCUUGUUAUGCCUCACACGAGUGGACGCCUCCCCAGCCUCUGUCUGUUGUCAUCUGCCAAAUUCUCCUCGGAGAAUAGGUAUCCGUUGAUAGAGAAACCUCCACUUUUACCCGCUGCCAUGGUCCUGUCACCGCUGUGAGGACUGAGGAUGGUGUGAGGAUUUGUUUGUACGUCGAUACGAAGGCUGAAAACUCCAGAGAUGGGAGCAUGAAUCGAAUGUUGAGGACCGUUUGGUUCCGCUCCCUCGAAGUGUUGGUUUUGCUUGUGUACGGUUCUGAUGUCAAAAGAGCUGCCAAGCUUACUUUGCUUCUACCGCUUGGCGUUUGCUUGUCUUUCCGAGUGUUUCUCCUGCAAAGCCGUUACUAAUUGAUGGUUACACAACAUUGUUGAGGCUCGGGGUGUUCUUGGCUAUCUCUAGUUCGUAGGUUGCAAAACCCGGGCCAGUCAAGACAAGAUGGGUUGCUGCAUGGAGUAAAAACACGGGCUUGGCAUCGCCAAUGGUUGAUGGCUGCGGCGGCAUGCUACCCUCCUCGGCUCUGACAACCUGCCACUUCCCACCCGAGCUAUUGACGCCUCUUCCGGGGAGAAAAGGUGGAAGUGUAUACAGAAGAAUAUCGCUCAAUACCGAAAUCUAAGUACCCCAUUCCUUCGAAUCGGCCACUGCUUUCUGCCGUUUUCCCUACCCAUGACGUCCAAGAAGGCAAUCGGAACUGCUGGCUGCAUAGUGUGGAGACUGGGGAAUUCUAUUUGCGGUAACAAGAUGUUGCAAGUGCCCGUAUGGUACGUAGCUCUCGCAGUGUCCCUCGUGUCAUGGGUGGUGACUGACUGGUGGAUCUCCGCACCCAACCACCACCAAGUUACACCAGCACGAUGCCGUUUAGUCCGUUCUUUCCAUUUCUGGGGUGCUAAUGUUGUGUCCGUGAACGAGAAGAAGGAGCUACACGGAGCUACACUAGAAGGGAGGGAUCUUCGGGGUGCAUAUAAGGGUCCUACUCCCUCCUUCUGAGACAUUGAGUCUUGCAUUCCACAUCAGCAUCCAGCUUCAGCCUCCAUCUACAACAACAACAACCACUACUACUACUAUUAUACCUUAAUACCACCAAGUCUUCUUGGAUAAUACUAUAAUCACCAACCCAUCACAUCACAUCCCAUAUCCAUCCCAAAAUGCAGCUCUCCAAGAUCCUCAGCCUUUUCACCCUGGCCACCGCCGCCUCUGCUACCACCGUCUCCUACGACACGGGCUACGACGACCCCAACCGCUCCCUCACCGUCGUCUCGUGCUCAGACGGCUCCAACGGCCUCAUCACCAAGUACCACUGGAACUUCCAGAACCAAGUCAAGAACUUCCCCUACAUCGGCGGCGUCGAGGCCGUGGCCGGCUGGAACUCGCCCAACUGCGGCACCUGCUGGUCCGUCACGUACAACGGCAAGACGAUCAACAUUCUGGCGAUUGACCAUGCCGGCGCGGGCGUCAACUUGAGCAAGAAGGCGAUGAAUGAGUUGACGGGCGGCAACGCCGAGCAGUUUGGCCGUGUGGAUGCGCAGGUUCAGCAGGUGGCGUUGAGCGCUUGUGGGCUUUAGGGGAUUGAAGCAAGGAGUGUGAGGGAUGGAGAGGAAAAGGAGGAUUCCAAUUCCAACUUGACGUAGGAGGUGAAGUUUGGGAAGUGGGUGGCGGGAUGGUGGAAGGAGCUGUUUGGAUGUGAUAUGCCUCGAGCACACCACCAGGUGCAGGUGCAGCAGGGAAAGGAAAAUGGCAUAACAGAAGGGGGAUCACCGAAGAGUGGCGGAGGUGCCUCUAAUGAGUCCUUUGCGAAGAUGAUGUUUGUGGACGUCACUGUGGGGACGUGGGACGAGUUUUUUGUUAAGUCGGCGGUCUUAACGAUGGCGUUUUUGCUGGUGGUGCGGAUUGGGCAGAUUACGGAUUAUCAUCGUUAAUUCUGGUGUAUUAUGGUUAAUGAAUGAAUGGUUAUUACUUAUGUUACUUAGUCACUUUUGUUCAU